AUGAUGGACACGGAGAGCUUUGGGCUGCCGCUCAUCGCGCCGGCCGUGCCGCGCCGCUUCUACUUCCUGUUUGGCGCCCCCAUCCAGACGACCCCCGCGCUGGCCGCCGACCGCGCGGCCUGCCAGCAGCUGUACAGGGAGGUGAAGGGCCAAGUGGAGGGCGGCCUGGGCUACCUGCUGCGCCGCCGCGAGAGCGACCCCUACAGGGACCUGCUUCCGCGGCUCGCGCAGGCGCCGUCGUUCGAGCCCUAG
This is a messenger RNA of Monoraphidium neglectum, 252 nucleotides long. Its product is annotated as Acyltransferase-like protein. Lineage: Eukaryota; Viridiplantae; Chlorophyta; Chlorophyceae; Sphaeropleales; Selenastraceae. The record is from RefSeq and is a predicted model, not a curated record. Gene Ontology annotation, cellular component: membrane. The transcript is spliced from 3 exons. The coding region runs from base 1 to 252 and encodes 83 amino acids.